UUUACUUAACAUAUAUGAUAUAGAUAUAUAACUUUAUAUUUUUUCAUAUUUAAUUAUAUAUUUUCGCAGGUUAACCAGCAGUUAUGUUGUAUAGAUCAUUGAAAUUUAUAUCAAAUGGUUGCAAAUUUAGUUAUUGUUUUGAUACUUCUAUCAGUUUACUAUGCUUACAGAAAUCAUAACAGAGAGUUUACGGCGACCGCGUCAGCUAUCCAACAAAUCUGGUCCGGCACGUGUAGACUGUCAUGUCGUCAGAGUGAGUACAGUGGGUUCAGUGGAUUGAGUGGCCUAGUCACGGGCCAGAACACCGAGUCGACUACCCUGCACAAUGGCUCGAGUACUGUUUGCGUGUGCGAAUCCUGUCCGUGCGAACUCGUUGAAAAUGUUCUUAGGACCUGUAGUCCGGCCACGAAUAUUUACACUCAAACGAUUGAAUUUAUGUCGGAUUGUUAUUAUGAUUUGGUCAAAACGUUGAUUGACUUCUUCAAUUAUGUAGACCAAGUGAUGCGCUGCAACGUUACUUGCCAGAGACAACCUCAGCUGUUGCCAGUUAGCCGAUAUAAUUCAACAGGCAAUAUAAGCUUUGUUCCAACAAAAGAGGAAAAUGAGAUAGAGAAAAUUGUCAAGAACGCGCCAAAGCCUACGACGAUCACAUUUCCGAAGAAGUCCGAAAGAAUAGAUAAUAAGUACGAAGCGGCCAGUUCCAGGACAUCCGAAAGUACAGCACUAAGUCUAGUAUUUUCUGACACAAAUAUACCCGCGAAAAGUUCGACGGAAUCCGAACAAAUUCAAAGUAAUUGUUCCAGAUGUAUUGAAAAGGGUAAAACUUGUUUGGGUACGUGUCCACGCCAGAAAAAGAAUUAAAAAUGUAAAGGGUUAAAUACAUUAUUUUUAUUUAA
Messenger RNA from Vanessa tameamea, 896 nucleotides. RefSeq lists its product as uncharacterized. The coding region runs from base 115 to 861 and encodes 248 amino acids. NCBI's taxonomy places the organism in Eukaryota, Metazoa, Arthropoda, Insecta, Lepidoptera, Nymphalidae. The transcript is spliced from 5 exons. The record is from RefSeq and is a predicted model, not a curated record.